GGAUUUACCUUUUACAAAAAAGACAGACCUUGAAAACAGACGAUAACAAACCGAUAACAGCUAUUGAUAAAUCCGUCAUUGACCAGGUUAGACGUUGAAGAUUCAAAAUGUCGAGAGCUUACCAAUAUUCAGAAGAUUUUAAAGUUACAGACCAAAUGAAAAAUGAUUAUGAAGAAGGGGGAUAUAUUAUCAUCAAAGGAUUAUUAGAUGUUGAAGAAUUAAACAAUAUUAAAAAAGCUGUCGAAUGUAAAAAUGACCUUACAGACAGUGCUUAUGGGCUACCAGAUGGUGAAAAUGGAUACAGUAGACUGGCAUUGUGGAGCCAUCCUGGAAAUGAUGUUACUGGUAUGUUGGUACGCACUGAGAAGCUAGCUGGAACUGCAGAACAGCUCCUAGGUGGUGAGGUGUACCACUACCAUACUAAACUAAUGAUGAAAAAUCCAAAAACUGGUGGACGCCAUGUUUGGCACCAAGAUUAUGGCUACUGGUAUAAAAAUGGCUGCCUGUUUCCAGAUAUGCUCAGUGUAUUUUUACCAAUAGAUAAAUGUAUCAAAGAAAAUGGCUGCCUGGAGAUUUUGGACGGAUCGCAUAAGUGUGGGCGUAUUGAACAUUUGAUGGUUGCUGGACAGACUGGCGCCGAUAUGGAAAGAGUCAAAGAAUUGCAGAAAGUCUUUCCUCACAAAUAUGUGGAACUUGAUGCAGGUGAUGCCCUAUUUUUCCACUGUAAUCUGCUUCACACCAGUGCUCCAAACCACAGUGACAUGAGACGCUGGGUGUUUAUACCGGCCUAUAAUAAAGCCAGCAAUAAUCCAGUUUAUGAACAUCAUCAUCCUCAAUAUACUAAAUUACAUAAGGUACCCAACUCAGCCAUCAGAGAAUGUCGAAACUAUACAGACAUGACUGGUAAAGAAUUCAUUGACACUUCUAAAGAUAAAACAGUGGCUGCUGUCAAAAGAGACUAGAUUGCUUCUUGGCUGAUUUUAUUUUUUUGCAAUUCUGUCUUUUUUUAGAGGGUGUGGGGGGAUAUGUGAAUUUGGGCCCCAAUGGUUUUAUUUGUAAAUAGAUAGGGGCUUUUUCAGUGUUCUUAACUCUUUCAAUAUACUGGUAAUUACAGGGAUGUCUUAAGUGGUUUUUACAUAAAAUUCUGAUGCCUCGAUUAGUGCUUUUAUGAAUCAGACUGGUGAUGACUUUCACCCCCUAAUACCAAGUGAUGUCACAUCAGCUGAACACUUAAGUUAUAUAAUUUUGAAUUCACGGUGUGUGAUGGAUUUUUAAGGUUUUUCACACUACAGUGUUUACAGGGUUAAACAGGAAUUGGUGAAUUUGGCAGUUUUUUGGUAUAUUUUUUAUAGUAUUUGGAGGUAAAAUGCCAAAAAAGAAACAAUCUCUUGAUAAUUAUCAUGCAAUCCUUUAUGGGGUAUUGGUGCCACUCUGCAACUGGGAUGUCAACAUAAUAAACAAGUUAAUUAUUAGCAAAUAGUUUUAUUGCAAUGAUUUUUUUUUAGAUUUUUUUUUAGAUUUUUUUUUCAAUCCAUAUUUAUUUUUAAAUGUUGUGAGACUCUAUGCAUUUGAUUGGGAAAUAAGUUUUCUUUUAAUGUUUUAUUGGAUUGUUGAGAAACCAUACAUGAAAUUUUACUUUUACAAAGUGAUACUUACAGCUUAAAUGGAGUUCUUUAAGAAAGUAAAGCAAAUAUUUAAACACGUAUUCCCUUUAACAUUGCCUAAAUGCUCAAUAUAUAUUUCAAUAACUCGUUAUCAAAUAACUUAAGUUAAAUUGGUCCCUUUUAAAAGUGAGUUCUAUUAGGUGAUUGAGCAAAUACGUUGCCUAAAUGCUUGAUAAAUAUUGUUAAUAACUUGUUAUAGAAUUACUAAUAAAGUUUUGUAUUAUUUUUAUAUCUUAUAAUUGUUAUAUUUGAAUAAAUUUGUUAUUUUCUUUUAAAAAGAUUUUGAGGGAAUAAUUUGAAAAAUAAAUAUACUUUGAAAC
Messenger RNA from Lottia gigantea (owl limpet), 1984 nucleotides. RefSeq lists its product as hypothetical. The record is from RefSeq and is a predicted model, not a curated record. Lineage: Eukaryota; Metazoa; Mollusca; Gastropoda; Lottiidae. The transcript is spliced from 9 exons. The coding region runs from base 108 to 962 and encodes 284 amino acids.